Messenger RNA from Phodopus roborovskii (desert hamster), 3231 nucleotides. It is a transcript of the gene Prr5l, whose product is annotated as proline rich 5 like. The transcript has 10 exons. The record is from RefSeq and is a predicted model, not a curated record. The coding region runs from base 378 to 1481 and encodes 367 amino acids. Gene Ontology annotation, biological process: TORC2 signaling. Gene Ontology annotation, cellular component: TORC2 complex. Lineage: Eukaryota; Metazoa; Chordata; Mammalia; Rodentia; Cricetidae.
AUUUCCCUUUCCAUCAGUCUUCAGGGUCAGUGAGUGGUGAGUGAGGCCCAGAGAGAUCUGGAUUGCCAAAAUGUCACUACUGCAGGAGACUGGCAGGACAGAAUACCUCAUCUCUCCUGUGCAAGGAUGCCAGAAGGAAGAAGGGAGCACGUGACUGCCAGACUGAGGAAGACCUUUGGAAUGACAGACAUGAGGUCAGCAACAGGAGGGAAGUGUUAAUGAAUCAUUGAGAAAUGUGCUGUGUCUUAUCCUCUGGCAAGAGCCCUGGGAAGGUGUUGGCUCAGAGUGGAGUUUUAAGAGAGCCCAGAAGCAGCCUUUUCUGAGGGUAGCCAGAAACGUCUGGUCCAGAAGAUACAGCUCAAGCCUUACCUGGACUUAUGACCCGAGGCCUUGCUCCCCUCCUGCCUAUUGAGUUCCAUAAGAUGGGCUCCUUCCGCCGUCCCAGACCACGAUUUAUGAGCUCCCCAGUGCUCAGCGAGCUACCCCGAUUCCAGGCUGCCCGGCAGGCUCUGCAGCUGAGUUCCAACUCUGCCUGGAACAGUGUACAGACAGCUGUGAUCAAUGUUUUCAAAGGGGGUGGCUUGCAGAGCAAUGAGCUAUAUGCACUGAACGAGAACAUCAGGCGGCUGCUGAAGAGUGAACUUGGAUCAUUCAUUACAGAUUAUUUCCAGAACCAGCUUCUUGCAAAAGGACUGUCCUUUGUGGAGGAGAAGAUCAAGCAGUGUGAAGGUGACAGUCGCAUUGAGGUUCUGGCUGAAGUCUGGGACCACUUCUUCACCGAGACUCUCCCCACCCUGCAGGCAAUUUUUUAUCCGGUUCAGGGACAGGAGCUGACCAUCCGCCAGAUCUCCCUGCUGGGCUUCCGAGACCUGGUCCUGCUGAAGGUGAAGCUGGGUGACUCACUACUGUUGGCCCAGUCCAAGUUGCCCUCGUCUAUUGUACAAAUGCUGCUCAUUCUGCAGAGUGUUCACGAGCCCACAGGCCCAACUGAGGGCUAUUUGCAGCUGGAGGAGCUGGUGAAGCAAGUGGUGUCUCCCUUCCUUGGCAUCAGUGGGGACCGAAGCUGCUCAGGCCCCACAUACUCACUGGCCCGGAGGCAUUCCAGGGUCCGGCCUAAAGUGACAGUCCUCAACUAUGCCUCUCUGAUGAGCUCGGUUGGCCGGGAGAUGGUCCUGACUCCACUAACAGAGCAGGAAGGAGAGGCGUACCUGGAGAAGUGUGGUAGCGUUCGGAGGCACACAGUGGCCAAUGCCCACUCGGACAUCCAGCUGCUGGCCAUGGCCACCAUGAUGCACUCAGGGUUGGGGGAGGAGGCUGGCAGUGAGGACAAGCACCUGCUCCUGCCACCCAGCUUCCCACCACCACACCGUCAGUGCUCCAGUGAGCCCAGCAUCCUAGAUAGCCCUGAUGAACUGGGACUAGAAGAUGUUGCAAGUGGUAGCCAGGAGGACUCAGGGAUGAACUGUGCUUCCCUCAGCUGAGCUGAUUCCUCUAGGGUCUCCCCAUGCCUACUUUGAAGCCAGGAUGAGGACUGUGUAGGUGUUUCUCCUUCAUGGAUCACCACAGGGCUCUUGCUUUGAGCAACACUGCCUUAUUCCCUAGGGCACAAGCCAGGUCUCCAUGCCCUCAGGAAAUACCUGUAAGCCACCACACUCUGGUGUCUGUGACUAGCUCCUCAUGCCACUGUUCUCCCAAUGUUCAGCCUCCCCUGCAUCACUGGGAUCCUCAUCGCUAGGCCCUUCCCAUCCUAUUGGACUGGCUGAUGUUCCUAUUAUAUAAUGCUCUGGCAUUACCAUAGCAUAAGGUUGGACCACACAUGAGCAUCUAGAUUGUGCCAGCUUUUGCAGUUCCCCUAAAGAUGCCAUGAAGCAGAAGCCAAUGGGUGGAAAGAAUAGUAGAGGUUCUGUAUAGGAUGAAAGUCAACUAUAGCCAUGUCACACAUGGCCCUGGGAAUGUGUUCAUAUCAUUUUUAAUUGCAGUUACCUUGAAAGCAUUAUCCUACUCGUGGGAGAGGGUCCAUUUCUACAUAUGUCCAGAUGUCAUGUGAUGUCUACAUGAAGGACUUCACCUAGGAGAAUCUAGCAGGCUGGCACAGCCCUCUCAGGCUUCUUCCCAGACUCCAUGAGUGAACCUUCUCAGUCACCAGUGCCUUACUCCUGCUCUGGUUUUAGGAACUGACCACUUUCCUGUUGUGUAUAUGAGAGGCUGGCUGACAACAACUAACCUAGUCUGUACCUGGAUUUCACUUGAAUCUGUAAAAUGUGUAUUGUUAAAAAAAAAAAAAAAACAAAGUUUGCAAAUAUUUGCACGUAGGACCUUGCACUGUUCAUUUCCAGUGGAGAGUGUUUGCAGACUAAACACAAGUGGCCCCCUUCAAAAGGUGAUGAAACAGCUCAGAACACAAGGCUCAGUAGUUGGAGGGACUCACGUACCUCAGAGCUCCGGGGGAGCCAAACCCGUCUGGAGUGGCUGGUAUUCUAAGGGUCUUUUGGGGACAGCUGCGCUGGAAUUAGGAGCCUGCCUCUUGAGCAGAGAAGUGUAGUGACUCGAAUACAUCUGUGCUUUACGUGGUCACAGAGAGAUGGGCAUGUGGACAUGUUUUAUUUGACAUUAUUAUUCCUUGACAUUACAGAAGUAUGCAGAAAUGUCUGGGAUUCCUGUCACGUCUGUCUCAUGAUGUUGUUUGAGGCAGCAGACUUUGUUACUGUGUUAGGUCUUUCCUAAUGCUCCCUCCAUACUGGGGAGGGGCAACUUUCCUUGUCUAUGUUGAAUCCCUGGCUUUUUCUUUAUAGUUGUCUAUUGGUCUUGUUAAUAGAAGCUGAGAAAAACGUAGAAAGUUUCUCCUGAUCCUGCUCUUUGUAUAUGCCGGCCUCUCAGGAUCUGGUCAGUCUUUGGAAAUCUGGUUAAUGGAAUCUCAACACAUAAGCCACCAAUGGAAAAAGAGACAGUUCAUGCUAAGCCAAGCCUGGAUAGUGUCUCCCUUCUGAGCAAAGCUCUAAAUUGCCACACAGCUGUGCUUUGGUGGGUUCUGCUUCAGAUAUCUGAUUUUAAAAAAUGUUUUAGUGUUGUCCUUCCAAGAGAAAAUGAUAAAAAGAAAUGUCUAAAUGUCACAUACCUGUGCUCAUGCACUUGCACACACGUACCCAGACAUGUACACACAAUGUGUGAACCCUUAUGUGUGUGCACGCGCGUGCACACACACACACUCAUACACAAAGAGAAAUAUUCAAA